AUGGCCGGAAACUAUAACGAGAAUGUCGAUCGACUUAGGGCGGCUGAGUAUCCGCAUAUGAACAACGGGGUAUAUCUUGACCACAGUGGAGCCACGAUAUAUGCGAAAUCAGCGAUCGAAAGUUUUACCGAGAAGAUGCUGACAGGCUUGUACGGAAAUCCCCACUCGGAAAAUGCUCCCGCGAGGCUCUCUAGCAAUAUCGUUGAAGACGUCCGCGCGAAGACGCUAGAUUUCCUGGGUGCCAAUCCGGAACACUUCGAUCUUGUCUUUGUCGCAAAUGCUACAGCAGCUAUCAAGCUUGUAGGGGAAGCCUUCCGGGACUUGGGAGAGAAGACACGUUCGAAAUCAUUCUGGUACGGAUAUCACAGGGACGCGCAUACCAGCCUCGUUGGAGUUCGUGAGUGGUCGAACAACCAGUCCCACUGCUUCGAGAGUGAUGAAGAGGUCGAAGACUGGCUUCGUCAGCCAGCUACUGCCGAUGUCAAACUGCCAGAUCACCACUCCUUAGGCUUGUUUGCGUACCCGGCCCAAUCGAACUUGACUGGCAGGCGACUGCCCUUGGAAUGGGUAGGGCACGUGCGCCAUGCUGACGAUUUACAGAAUACAUACACGCUGCUGGAUGCUGCAGCGUUGGCUAUGACAUUUCCCAUGUCUCGAGUGUUUUCAGAUCCAGCAUCAUCACCGGACUUCACAUGCCUGUCUUUCUAUAAGAUCUUCGGUUUCCCGGACGUAGGGGCUCUGGUUGUCCGCAGAGAGUCUGGCCAUAUAUUGAGUCUUAGGAGAUAUUUCGGAGGUGGAACGGUCGAGGCUGUCGGUGUGAUCGAGGACGUCUUUCACCGUUCCAAGGGCCAAGAAGGACCUGAUGAUAAUCUGCAUGAAGGGCUGGAGGAUGGGACUCUCCCUUUCCAUAGCAUUCUCGCCCUUGGCGAAGCCAUCGAUUCGCACCAACGACUUUUCAUGUCGAUGGAGGUGGUGUCUGACCAUACACACUAUCUUGUCACCCCGUUGCAGCAAGGGCUCGUGGCGCUGCGGCACUACAAUGAGCGGUCAGUGUGUCGAAUCUACCAUUACAAGCACCAGAAGCAAGACGAUGUCUCCGUCGGGAGCACCUUCAGACAUGGCUCAGCAGUUGCUUUCAAUAUCAUCGGUCAUAAUGGGAAAUAUGUUCCUUUCACGGAAGUUGAAGAAGCAGCGAAUCAAGCCGGAAUAUAUGUCAGGCCAGGAGGAGUGUGCAAUCCCGGAGGAAUUUACGCAGUCCUUGGAUAUGAGUCAUGGAUGCUGCAUCGCGCACUACAAGCAGGCUCCAUGUGUGGCAGAUCAGCCAAAGGUGUCCUCCAUGGGACACCUACCGGGGUGGUUAGAGCAAGUGUAGGUGCUAUGUCCACAAAAGCGGACGUUGACGCCCUCGUUCAAUUUAUCCAGGCCACCUUCAUGAAGGACCAACUCUGA
Molecule: messenger RNA, 1449 nt
Organism: Microdochium trichocladiopsis
Lineage: Eukaryota; Fungi; Ascomycota; Sordariomycetes; Xylariales; Microdochiaceae
Product: pyridoxal phosphate-dependent transferase
Exons: 4
Coding region: 1-1449 (482 amino acids)
Biological process (GO): molybdopterin cofactor metabolic process
Molecular function (GO): molybdenum cofactor sulfurtransferase activity
Source: RefSeq, a predicted model, not a curated record